AUGCCGCAAGCACGUCUACACCAGAAACCCUUAGAGAAGCAGAAGAAGAAGAACCCGCCUCAACCGCAAGGGAAACGGAAUGCUAGAUACGAGCGACACAUCCUUGUCACUCUUCGAUCAGCAUUUACCCCGUCAUUGACGUCUCGUGAUCUGACGGAGGUGUUGCAGACCGUGAAGCAUUACCUUUACGAGAGGGAUUAUCUCACUGCAUUCUCCAAGAAGGAGUAUCUUGACGCAUAUGCAGCACGCUGGGUGCCAGGAAGGGCCCUAUGCUAUCGGUCUGUCUUCUCGCGUAUGGAUGCUGUUAGGUCAGUCCUGCGGAAUGGAGGCAAUGCCUUGUGUAUCGGUGCCGGACCUGGAAGCGAGCUUUGUGCAAUUGAGUCCGUUAGGGCUGAGUUGACCGAAUCGGCAGAGUCCUCUCUUCCGUCCCUGCAAGUAACAGCUAUUGAUUCUGCAGCAUGGGCUCCGGUAUUACCCAAUUUGCGAUUGCCUCAUCUGGACCCACCGCCGGUGUCGCUACAAGCCGAUGUGCUGUCUCCGCAGGCAGGAAUUGACUACGCCAGUGCGGAUCUCGUUACCGCUAUGUUCGUGGUAAACGAGCUGUUCGUACAGGAUCGCGCGGCCGCCAUCACGUGGCUGCGGACCGUAAUAACCUCUAUGAAACCUGGUGGUGUUCUUCUCAUCUGCGAGAGUGCGGGAUCGAUAUCUGAUCUAGCCGUGGGUGGAGAGGAGAAGAAGGUCUAUCCAUUGCAGUUCCUUCUCGAUGCUGCUUGCUCGAGGGGUAUGGAAGUAUUGGCAAAAGAGGAUGCCACUUGGUACCGUUAUCCUAAGGAACUAACGGAGCUUUAUCCGCUCCAGUUAGAGAACAUGCGGUUCUUCCUGAGAGUUUACAGGAAGAUCUAA
This is a messenger RNA of Saitoella complicata NRRL Y-17804, 903 nucleotides long. RefSeq lists its product as uncharacterized. The transcript has 2 exons. Bases 1 to 903 code for a protein of 300 amino acids. Lineage: Eukaryota; Fungi; Ascomycota; Saitoellomycetes; Saitoellales; Saitoellaceae. The record is from RefSeq and is a predicted model, not a curated record.